Blepharisma stoltei is the source of this 300-nucleotide messenger RNA. NCBI's taxonomy places the organism in Eukaryota, Ciliophora, Heterotrichea, Heterotrichida, Blepharismidae. The record is from the annotation of a GenBank genome assembly.
AUGGAAAUUUCAGGGUUCAAGGCCUAUAUUUUGAUUCUUUCUGCAUGUGGAUCAGUUUAUCUUGUAAAGUUUACUUAGCUAGGCUUAGGAAUUGCUCUUUGCACUGAUUAUGAAUAUGUGGAAAUCAAAAACAAAUUUAAAGGAGGGAUCGCCUGCAUUAUAGCGUCUCUGGUAUAUGGAAGUGUUGUUGCUUUUUGGGCUGUACAGAAAUAUAAGAGCAGAAGGAGAAAACCAAAAAGAAACUAUAGAGUAAACACAGAAGCUGAAGGAAUACAACUUUUACCUCUACGAUCUAAUUAA